AUGAUUAUUGGUAUACAAUACCAGAAAUCACUUGCUGAGAUUUCCUUAUCUCAUACCUCGGAGGCCUAUCGUGUGGUAUUUCAAGAUCUUGAAAAGGAAAAAUCCAAAGUACAACAGCUGGAAUUUUCCGUCAAUGAUCUUCAUCCAACGGUUGGGUUGGUACUUGAGAAGUUGAGACGAAACGAGAACAACAGCAAUUGGCUCAAUGAUAAAGAAAUGUACGAUGAUGCCGCGCUGGAUAAUCAAUACCACAUGAUGCACCAGGAGCAUCAGGAGCAUUUCGAAGACGCCAAGGAAGAAGAGCAGGAGGGUUCCACCACGUCAGAUGGCUCUUGCGAAAUCCUGACCUGA
Messenger RNA from Penicillium verhagenii, 351 nucleotides. RefSeq lists its product as uncharacterized. The transcript has a single exon. The record is from RefSeq and is a predicted model, not a curated record. NCBI's taxonomy places the organism in Eukaryota, Fungi, Ascomycota, Eurotiomycetes, Eurotiales, Aspergillaceae. Bases 1 to 351 code for a protein of 116 amino acids.